Molecule: messenger RNA, 619 nt
Organism: Triplophysa dalaica
Lineage: Eukaryota; Metazoa; Chordata; Actinopteri; Cypriniformes; Nemacheilidae
Gene: mif
Product: macrophage migration inhibitory factor
Exons: 3
Coding region: 146-493 (115 amino acids)
Molecular function (GO): phenylpyruvate tautomerase activity; cytokine activity
Source: RefSeq, a predicted model, not a curated record
ACGGUAGCCUAGAAGAAGCACUGGCAGUGUGUUUAGGUGCCCUGUUUUAUUCCAGAGCUCAGGUUCACUCAUCUGCAUCACAUUCCCGAGACGAUUCACUUUUCUGCACUCUUUCUGCCUUUAGUGUUGUCUUUCUGUAGCAAUCAUGCCGAUGUUCGUUGUAAACACAAAUGUUGCAAAGGACGCAGUUCCUGCUGCACUGCUGACGGAAGCCACGCAGGAACUUGCUAAAGCGAUGGGCAAACCCGCGCAGUACAUCGCCGUGCACAUUGUCCCGGAUCAGAUGAUGAUGUUCGGGGGCAAAGCGGACCCGUGCGCGCUCUGCUCUCUCACCAGUAUCGGCAAAAUCGGUGGCGCGCAAAAUAAGCAAUACUCCAAACUUCUUAUGGGCGUUCUCAAUAAACAUCUUGGCAUUUCACCUGAUAGGAUCUAUAUAAACUUUGUUGAUAUGGAUGCAGCUAAUGUGGCAUGGAACAGCACCACCUUUGGAUAAAGAAUAAUUAUGUAUUGCCUGAGAAGGCUGUAGUUUCCACAAUACUCCCAGAAGAUUGAGUAUUAACACUCAGCACUUACUGCUUGCAGCAGACACCAAUUUGGUUUCACAAUAAAAUUGUCUAAA